Messenger RNA from Lentinula edodes (shiitake mushroom), 1185 nucleotides. RefSeq lists its product as uncharacterized. NCBI's taxonomy places the organism in Eukaryota, Fungi, Basidiomycota, Agaricomycetes, Agaricales, Omphalotaceae. The record is from RefSeq and is a predicted model, not a curated record. The transcript has 4 exons. The coding region runs from base 26 to 847 and encodes 273 amino acids.
GCUAGCCAAAUACAUUGCUAACAAAAUGCACUACAGUGUUCUUCAGCAAUCAGAUAAUGACCCAGUGCAUCACAUCAAUGUACUCGAAUCCAUACAAAUUCCAUUUUUCAUGAGAGCACUACUCCUGAUAGUGGCCUUCUGCAUUGCCACUGAUGUGUGCCUUGCAAUGUAUGCUGGCGUGCUAUAUCUACAAAGCAGUCAAUGGCUAAGCCUUAAACCCUUGCCCUCGCCAAUUGCCACUCUAGAACGCAGCACCUACAUCCGUUUUGAUGAACUAUAUGCAAACAGAUCCAGAUCUAUUGUCUAUGACCCAAUUAUCAACCUCCCUCGUGUAUCAGUGCAGACUUCUUCUAGACAACAAGGGAAAUCAAUUCAUUAUCCAGACGAAACACUCAUAACGGAUAAUGGGUUGGUUCCUGUUUACUCCGUGAAACUUCAGGUAUCAUCAGAGAUCUCAACAAUCAUUCAAUUUCGAACCAUUGACUACGGAAUGGAAAACUGCAGUUUAGUCUUGGCAGUCCCAAUGACCUUAACAGGGAAUUCAAGCUUUGAAGCCCCAAUUUUUGAUGAGCAGAAAGCAUCCCAGAUACAUAUUUGGGCAGUUUCUCAACCUUCAAAACUUGAUUCACGGAACAUAACAUGGAACACAAAACCCCCUCUUCGCACCUUUUUGGGACAGUUAGAUGCUAGAAUGGGGUUGACAACCACUAUUUCAAACUUUCCUUGCAAAUCCGGAGCAUACUUCACAUUCGAACUAUCAUGUGCCACAGUGGAUUGUGGAAUGGAUGCUACAAUCAAGAAUAAAGAUGCAGUUGGAUUGUACCUAUUGCAACACCAAACUAUAUAACAUACUAUAGGAAAAAUGAGGUAGAUAUUGCGAUGUUAACAAUUAAUUACUAGGUGAAGCUCAGUAAUAAGUUGUACAUAGGUUCAGAUACACGCCAAUAAGUACUUGCGUUAAUGUGUUGUCCUUCUAUGAUCAUGUAUCUGUCCAAGGAGGACAUCAUGAUUGGCCAAUGGGUCGGUCAGCAAGUAGAGCAAAACGAGACAAUAGGUCUAAGUGCAGUCCAUUUUAGAGAGUGUACUUCAUAAAACUUGGCAGUGGUGUUUUAAAUAUAUACCAUUGAUACCAAUGGCUCGCAAAAGUUGCGCAACACAUUUGUAUCAGUAAUUUGAUCCCAUCUG